CUCGGAGCAGCUGUUGUGGUCCGUGCAGGUGGAUCAUCAGCUGUUUGCUCUGCAGAAGCUCGAUGUCACUGGAGAUGGCAGAGAGGAGGUGGUAGCGUGCGCCUGGGACGGCCAAACCUACAUCAUCGACCACAAUCGGACCGUGGUUCGGUUCCAGUUUGAUGAGAACGUCAAUGCUUUCUGUGCUGGCCAAUACACGUGCAAGGAGGGUAAAAACAGCCCCUGCUUAGUGUACGUCAGUUUCAAUCAGAAGAUCUACAUCUACUGGAAGCUGGAGCUGCAGCAGAUGGAGUCCACCAACCUGUUGCGAGUGCUGGAGGAGAAGCUGGAGUUUAAAAACCACCUGAAGUCUCUGGGAGUCGGUGAGUACACAAACAGCUGGAGCGGAUUCAGCUCAAAGCGUCACAUCGUUAAUAAAACCCAUCCUCCUCAGUCUGACGGUGAAACAGACUGAGGCCUAGUCCACACAUAGCCGGGGUUUUUUGAAAAUGAAUAUCUGCCCCUCCAAAAACUUGCAUCCACACCACCGCGUUUUAAAAACAAACUGUCCACACGUACCCGGAUAAAUACGUUGUUAAGGACAUGCCAGACCUGUAGGCGGCAGUACUUCCCCCGUUCUUAACCUCGUCCUUCGUCUGUGGUCUUCCGCAAGGAGCAGUAAUUCCUCUUGCAAAAACAAACAAGCAGAAAGCGCUUGGACAAUUGAUGGAUCGGGUAGUGACAGAGCGCAGCUCUGAAGGCUUCCAUGAUGCCGGCUAGUGUAAACACAGGUCGCACACGUGAUGUCAGCAUUUUUUUGUCGCGGAAAGUGACGCUGCGGACCUUAAAACUCCGGCUUUGUCCGUCCACACGCAGACACCCAAAACGGAGAAAACGCAGAUCUUCACUUUGGCCGGAGUUUUUAAAAAGAUCCGUUUUCGUGUGAAAAAAACUCUGUUUUCGUGUGGAUGACAGGCCAAAACGUAGAAAAAUAUCUACGUUUUGGCAGAUCCCCGGCUACGUGUGGACAGGGCCUGAAGCAGCAAGGAGAAACACCACCGAAUAGCUUAUCUGUGAGCUCACCAAUGGCUUUUAUUUUUUCUUAUAUCAGGGUUUUUUCCUGUGUUUUAAUUUGCGUGGCGGCCGCCUCCAGCUAUUUUUGUGACGCCCCAGCCUGAUUUCACUCUGUCCCCAGCUAUAUGGAUAUUAUUUUAACUGCAGUUGCAGCGUUGCACCACUAUAGUGGCGCUGUAACAGCAGCGGUGCACCGAAAAGCGCUAAAACCGCUGCAGAACAAGAUCAAAAUUUGCUUUUCUCGCUAGUUGGUACAUAUAUGUGGUUGGGGCUAUUGUAGGCUGACCGUACGUCCUCUUUGCCCCAGACAUGUCCACUUUUCACUCUCUGUCUGGGGAGUCCGGUGGGG
Molecule: messenger RNA, 1402 nt
Organism: Nothobranchius furzeri (turquoise killifish)
Lineage: Eukaryota; Metazoa; Chordata; Actinopteri; Cyprinodontiformes; Nothobranchiidae
Source: RefSeq, a predicted model, not a curated record